Messenger RNA from Vitis riparia (riverbank grape), 861 nucleotides. RefSeq names its product suppressor of Mek1-like. The coding region runs from base 1 to 861 and encodes 286 amino acids. NCBI's taxonomy places the organism in Eukaryota, Viridiplantae, Streptophyta, Magnoliopsida, Vitales, Vitaceae. The transcript has a single exon. The record is from RefSeq and is a predicted model, not a curated record.
AUGGCUUCCUUUGCUAAACACAUUCCCUUGCUCUUGCUGCUUAUUGCCCUCUUGUCUAAUGUUUCUGCAGGGAGUUAUGGAGAAGAUGACUAUGGGGUUUCCAAGCAAGAAGAGGGAGAGCCAAGCUUCUUCCCGAAUACUGGAGACAACUAUGGGCUUGGCAACAGCCCUUCCACCUUAGCGAGCAGUGAUGAUGCCAAUGAUGAUGCUGACCUUAGGAAGUCCAUGGAAGCCUAUGAACGAGGCAUAAAAUAUGCCAAGUUGAUGAUGAUGAAUGGGAUGAAUAAUUAUGGUGUUAAGGCUGUUGAUAACAAUGAUGAUGACGACGACGAGGACGACGAUCUUAUGAAGUCCUUGGAUGCAUAUGGACAAGGCAUCAAAUAUGCCAAGCUUGUAAAGAGUCAGAUGAAUAACUAUGAUGUUAAGGCCAUCAACAACAACAAUGAUGAUGAUGACGAGGACGACGAUCUUAUGAAGUCCUUGGAUGCAUAUGGACAAGGCAUCAAAUAUGCCAAGCUUGUAAAGAGUCAGAUGAAUAACUAUGAUGUUAAGGCCAUCAACAAUAACAAUGAUGAUGAUGAUGACGACGAGGACGACGAUGACGACUAUCUUAAGUCCUUGGAUGCCUAUGGACAAGGCAUUGAAAAUGCCAAACUUGUAAAGAAUCAAAUGAAUAAUUAUGGUGUUAAGGCCGUCGACAUCAACAAUAAUAAUAAUGUUGAUGAUGAAGACGAUCUUAAAAAGUCCUUGGAUGCCUAUGGACAAGGCAUUGAAUAUGCCAAACUUGUAAAGAAUCAUAUGAAUAAUUAUGGUGUUAAGACCAUUGAUGACAACCAUGAUGAUGAUGAGGACUUGCCAUGA